Messenger RNA from Ostrinia furnacalis (Asian corn borer), 828 nucleotides. RefSeq lists its product as uncharacterized. The record is from RefSeq and is a predicted model, not a curated record. The transcript has 3 exons. Lineage: Eukaryota; Metazoa; Arthropoda; Insecta; Lepidoptera; Crambidae. Bases 170 to 805 code for a protein of 211 amino acids.
UCUGAAUAGACUGUUUAUUUUCUGUAACCAAGAAUAAAGUAAAAUAAUAAACCUUUUAUCCACCCAUUAACUUCACUGUACGGCUCUCCUAACAUCCCACACGUGUAUACCUAUUUAUAAAUGCCCAACAUUCUACAUUAAUUAUGUACUAAACGUUCAAUUUUCAACAAUGUUGAUUCCAAUAAUUUUGCUUUCUUUUACCCAAUUAAUACAUAGCAAAGACCUGAUAUCCUUGUACGCAGAUGUGUUUAAGGACCGGGAGUUCUUUACCAGGACUUUUCCAUGGAUUAUUGACAAUAUUGGUGGAGAGAUACAGAUAGACUACUAUCUGCUGGGCAGUGGCAAAUACUCCGUUCCUCAAAUGUGCACUUUAGAACAGUUGAGAGAUAAUCCGUUUUUGCAGGCGCAGUACUUGAAAUGUGAAGCUGAAGAUAAACCCAGUGCCUACUGCCUCUGCGAAAGUGGACUGGACCCUGAAGAAUACAAGGAAUGCGUGAGACACCGAGCGAAUUUUGCCUCUGAAUCAGCUCAUAGAUUCUCCAUCCUAAACCUUGACGUCACUCCCAUCAUAGAACUGUCUCCAAGAAGCACUGUGUUCCAAGUGUCAGACACAUGGUAUUUGAAGAAGAUUUGCACCAUUUUUGGCGAUUAUCCACCGUUGGGGUGUGUGAAACCAUUCGCUUGUAAUGGAACGGAGGAAUUCAGGACGAGAAAUGGGCUAGCGCAGUUUGAUAGAGAAUGUGUAUUACCAGAAAUUCACGCAGUCACUACCACCACGACACAGCCAUCCUAUACUCGUAGAUAGAUGAUAAGUAGCUCUGCUCUCUG